This is a messenger RNA of Staurois parvus, 426 nucleotides long. Lineage: Eukaryota; Metazoa; Chordata; Amphibia; Anura; Ranidae. The record is from the annotation of a GenBank genome assembly.
AUGCCUUUCCACGUGGAUGACAUAAUGCGGCUUUUGUGCCACGUUUCCGGAGAACAGAAGAUGAAAGCUGCCAUAAAACACUCUGCCAAGGGCGCUCUGGUUGCCGGCACCGGUGCCUUCCUAGGAGGUUUGGUCGGAGGGCCUCCUGGAAUUGCAGUUGGUGGUGCUGUGGGAGGAUUAGUGGGCGCCUGGAUGUCUAGCGGUCAGUUCCAGCCGGUCCCUCAGAUUCUUAUGGAGAUGCCCCCUGUCCAGCAGCAGAAGCUCUGUGAAAACAUCUACACCAUCAUCAGCAACUUGCACUGGACCGAUGCAACUCAUCUCAUCAUGCUGGUCAUGGGCAAUGCCUCCUUACAACAGAAGGUGACAACCGCACUCAUCAACUACGUGUCCCAGGAGCUGAAAGCAGAGAUUCAGUAUGGAGACUAG